AUGAAAUUGAACGCUGAAAGCAUUUCAAAAAAAUAUGAAUUAGAAUUAUUAUCGCAUAUAAUUUUAAACUAUGGCUUUAAAAAUGUAGCAAUUCAGCUAGCUGAUUAUAUGCUAAAUGAUUCUCUUUUUAUUUCAAAUACAAUAAAAAAUAUUCUUUUAAAUUCACAGAAUGAUCGAGUAUCCAAAGAUAGCAACCUAAGGGUGGGAAACAAAAAUGGAGAGACUGGAAAAGAUGAAAAGUCUGAAAAAAAUUUUGAGCAAAAGUUUGAACAAAAUUGUUGCUCUGGUAAUUGUAAUAAAAAUAAAACAAUUUGUGAUAUUUCAAUUAACAAGGAAACAAAUAAUAUUGACCAAGUUAAUCUAUACAUAUUAGGUGACACAACAUUAAAUGAAUGUUGUGAAGAUUAUGUAUGUUCAGAUCAUGUUCAUGCAGAUUUUUUAGUUCAUUAUGGGAUAUCUUGCCAAUCAUUUAUUACACCAUAUAUUCCUUCUAUUAAUAUAUUUAACAAAAUAAAUAUCGAAGGACAUUUUUUAAAAAACAUUAAUGAAUUUAUAAGUAAAAAAAACAUUUUAGAGGAAAAUAAAAUAUCUAUUAUAUUAACUGAUGUUUCAUAUAUAAAUUAUAUGAAGCAACUAGUUAUAUGUUUUUGUGAUAAAAAUAAAAUGAGUUUUUUAUGUGACGAAAAAAAACAAAAAAUAUUUUAUGAAAUUGAUAAUAAAAUAAUAUCGAGUAAAAAUAUUUAUGACCAAAAUAUAUUGGUUAGUGAAAAAAAGGAGGGAAACAAUUCAGUAAAUAACACAUGUACAAGUAGCAACAGCAUAAUUGAUGAUAAUACAUUUACUAGUUCUGAUUUACAGUUUACUAAUAUAAUAAUUGGAAUGCAUAGAAUUGCUAAUAAUAUGAACGGAAAUGUAUAUUAUGGAUAUUGGGAUGCAUAUGUCGAAUUUAAAAUUGAUGAUAAUAUUUUUGAUAAAUAUAAAUUUAUGUGUGGUAGACUUUUAUUUAAGGUUUUUUAUAAUACCAAGGAAAAAACAUUUGUUUAUAAAAUCGUGAAAAAAAAACAUAUUGAAUGUAAACUGGAGAAUGAAGAGGAAUGCACACUGAAUAAUAAAUGUGCAAACAUUUAUCUUUUUGCAGGAAAAGAAAAAGAUUUUACAAAUCGAGUUAUUCUAGAAUAUGGUAGUUAUUAUGAUAUAUAUAGUUACAAUGAUGUAACGAUAUUUAGUAAUGAAAACAACAAAAUAAAUAAAUUGCUAUUAAAAAGAUAUAAUUUGAUAGAAAUUUGUAAAAAAGUUAAUACAUUUGGAAUAAUUAUAGGUAAUGUAAAUUUAUGUAAAAAUAAAGAAUUAAGAUUAUUAAUAAAUUAUAUAUUACGAAAAAAUGGGAAAAAAUGUUUUACUAUUGUAACUAAUAAAUUAAACAGUGCUAAACUUGAAAACUUUUAUGAUAUUGAAAUGUAUAUAUUAUUAACAUGUUCAGAAAAUAGUUUAUUAGAAUUAAAAGACUUUUCAAAAAAAAUUAUUAACCCAUAUGAAUUUUUCGUUGCUUAUAAUUAUCUUGAGUGGAAUUGUAAUUAUUUGUUCGACUUUUACGAUUUAUUAAAUGCAAAAGAAAUAAAAAAAGAGUAUAUAUCAAGUUUGAGAAAGGAUAAAUAUUUUACAUGGGAUAUAAAUUCUGAACAGUUGUGCAUAAAAAAUGAAAAUAAUAAUGAACAGCAAGAAUUAUUGUUGAAAAAAUAUGACCAUCUUAUAGAUCAUAAUUCAACAAUUUCUGUGCAAGAUCAACAAAAAUUCAUAACGCGAUUUCAGGAAAAUUCAUCUAUGUGUCAGUAUUUUAUGGAAACAAUAAAAGAAAAUGAAAAAAGGGAAUUUAAAGGGGUAGACAUUAAUUAUAACACAGAAGAAAUACCAAUUGCUGUUCAGGGGCUAGAUGGUAUAGCACAAAGAUAUGACUCUGAUCUUAAAUUUUCGAAAUAA
Molecule: messenger RNA, 1977 nt
Organism: Plasmodium berghei ANKA
Lineage: Eukaryota; Apicomplexa; Aconoidasida; Haemosporida; Plasmodiidae
Product: diphthamide biosynthesis protein 2, putative
Exons: 1
Coding region: 1-1977 (658 amino acids)
Biological process (GO): protein histidyl modification to diphthamide
Molecular function (GO): 2-(3-amino-3-carboxypropyl)histidine synthase activity
Source: RefSeq, a predicted model, not a curated record